GCAAAGGAGACAAUGAAAGAAGAAUCUUGGAACAUUCAUUUUUUUGAAUAUGGGAGAGGCAUGUGUAUGUACCGGACAGCCAAGACUCGUGAGCUGGUGCAAAAAGGAAUUCCAGAGAGUCUUCGUGGAGAACUUUGGCUCCUGUUUUCAGGGGCCUGGAAUGAGAUGGCCACUCACCCUGGGUAUUACAGUGAUUUGGUGAAACAAUCAACGGGAAAGUAUAGCCUUGCCACUGAAGAAAUUGAAAGAGACCUGCAUCGUUCAAUGCCAGAGCACCCUGCCUUUCAGAAUGAACUAGGAAUUGCUGCACUUAGAAGGGUACUAACAGCAUAUGCUUUUCGGAAUCCUACAAUUGGAUACUGCCAGGCCAUGAACAUAGUGACAUCAGUACUGCUUCUGUAUUGUAAUGAAGAAGAAGCUUUCUGGCUCCUCGUAGCCCUCUGUGAGAGAAUGCUGCCAGAUUACUAUAACACUAGAGUGGUUGGUGCACUAGUAGACCAAGGCAUCUUUGAAGAACUAACAAGAGAUUGCCUCCCCCAGCUGUCUGAAAAGAUGCAAGAUUUAGGAGUCAUUUCCAGCAUAUCACUAUCUUGGUUCCUCACUCUUUUCCUUAGCGUCAUGCCUUUUGAAAGUGCAGUGGUCAUUGUUGACUGUUUCUUCUACGAAGGCAUAAAGGUCAUCUUGCAGGUAUCCCUGGCGAUCCUGGAUGCGAACAUGGACAAGCUGUUAAAUUGCUGUGACGAAGGUGAAGCCAUGACUGUCUUGGGCAGGUACCUGGAUAAUGUGGUUAAUCGGCAGAGUAUUUUCCCACCUAUUCCUCAUCUCCAUGCUUUAUUGACGAGUGGGGAUGAUCCACCAGUGGAAAUUGAUGUUUUUGAACUUAUAAGAACAGCCUAUGAGAAAUUCAGCCAUUUGAAAGCGGAUGACAUUGAACAGAUGCGUUUUAAACAAAGAUUGAAGGUAAUCCAUUCUUUAGAAGACACUGCUAAGAGAAGUGUGGUCCGAGCUGUAUCUGGAGACAUUGGCUUUUCUAUGCAAGAAUUAGAAGAUCUUUAUGUAGUAUUUAAGGCAAAACACUUAAUGAGCUGUUACUGGGGAAAUGGUACUUCAGCUGCUCAACGAGACCAGAGCCUACCCUAUUUAGAGCAGUAUCGCAUCAACCUUGAGCAGUUUAAAGACUUGUUUGCUUCCCUUACACCUUGGUCUUGUGGACUCCACACACCGGUGCUUGCAGAAAGAAUGUUCCGACUUCUGGAUGAAAACAAAGAUUCCCUUAUUAACUUUAAAGAGUUUGUAACAGGCAUGAGUGGAAUGUAUCAUGGUGAUCUGACUGAGAAGCUGAAACUCCUUUACAAACUACAUUUGCCUCCAGCUUUCAAUUCAGAGGAAGCAGAGUCUGCUCAGGAAGCUACAAACUACUUCACGGAUAAUAAUGCUACAGAAGUAUCUCCUUUUGUCUCAGAACUGGAUCUCUUCCUACGUUGUGAUUUGCAAGAAACAGAUAUUCAGGAAAAUAAAUCAGGAAGAGAUGGGGAAUCCAAAGAUCAAGAGAGGGGCACAAGUCCUCAUGAUUACAGAUACCAUUUGCGAAUGUGGGCCAAGGAAAAAGAUGCCAGAAAAGAAACAAUCAAAGAUCUCCCUAAGAUGAGUCAGGAACAGUUUAUAGAAUUGUGCAAGACCCUAUAUAACAUGUUCAGCGAAGAUUCUUUGGAGCAAGAACUAUACCAUGCCAUUGCCACUGUUGCUAGCCUUCUCCUACAAAUUGGAGAGGUUGGCAAAAAGUUCUCUAAUCAGCCUGUUAAAAAGGACCCUGUGAGUAAAGAGUCUCCGGCUUCUGAUCAAAGUCAGAGUUCAAUCCUAGAGCAAUAUUCUCAGGCUACUCCAGAAGGCAAAGCUUCUGGGGACAUUCAAAUUGAGAAACACCAACAGGAAAAUCAGAUUUUUGUAGAUGGAGGAGGUGAAGGUCCAGGAUCACCCAUACAGUUGUUUUCAGAUGAUGAAACUAAAGAUGAUAUGUCCAUGUCUUCAUAUUCUAUGGUUAGCACAGGCUCCUUACAAUGUGAAGAUAUUGCGGAUGACACAGUUCUAGUUGGUUGUGAGGCAGGCAGCUCAGCCGCACGAAGUGGCAGCACCGUUGAUACAGAUUGGUCCAUCUCCUUUGAACAGAUCUUAGCCUCUAUCCUUACAGAAUCAGUCUUAGUAAACUACUUCGAGAAGAAAACUGAUGUUACACAGAAAAUCAAGGAGCAAAGGAAAAUUGAAAGACAAUUCAGUUCAUCCAGUGAUUAUGAACUCUCCUCAGUAUCAGGCUGAACUUGCGGAAUAAGGCAAAGGUUGGGUAAGAGGCAGAAGGUCUAGGAACCUAAUGGAUGGACUAAUUCGGUUUUUUUUUAACCAAUAUCAGUAACUCUGCAUUAAAUUAAAGAAACCGAAUAAGGGGUUUAUCAUAGUGAUUCUUUGAUAUAUGAGCUUCCCUGGAGGAUAACCUGCUUGCCUAAAUAACAUUAAAUUCUUAAAAGCAUGAAAGGAUAGAACUGAAUAGCCUCUCAGCUUAAGAAUACUACCGUAAAUUAUGCAUGUGUGCCUCUGCUUGUCUUUAUUUAAUGCAGCUUAAUUUCAGGCACACCUCUGCUAUAUCUCCCUUUGCUUUGGGUUUCUUGGUAAUUAUUUAGAAGAGCAGCCUUGCUUUCUAUCUUUUCCCUGCUUCCCUGUGUCCGAACACAGACAUAUGUAGAUAUUUCCACCCUGUCUAAAUCAACCUUGCUAGGAAUUGAUAAAUACAGUGGAGUAACCUGUUAAGUGUAAAUAUGUUGUAUUCUCUUACUCUUGGCAUCUUGCAAUUCAAAAUGCCCGUGUCUUGGGACAGCUGGUUUCUAUCCCAAGUGAUUCAGUAAUAUUAAUCAGUACAGUAUAUAACUUUCAAAAUUCCAAAGACAGAUAUUUACUGAUAUCUUUUAGCCCUUUUUUAACUCCUCGGUGCAUGUUCAUUUUUAAUUGCCCUAAAAGAAAAGUAUAAUAGCCAUUGAGAAUGGAACGGAGUCCUGACGAUCAUAAGACUUAACUGUCUGACUUUAGACCAUUUUAUUGUCUCUUCCUAAUUUGAGAUAGUACAAAGCCUUAGCUCAUAACUUACAGUGUUACCUUGGAUUGCUGGCAUAAUUAGAAAGCCUGUGUUUUUCUCUGUAUUAUUCUCUGUGAUCUGAAGUAGGUCUAAAUAUUUUUGUUUGUUUGUAAAUACAUCCAUAGGAGAUGCAAAUGUUCAUAUAUCAUAUAACUUACUUGCUAUGUGGUGACUCAAAUAUUGUACAUCAUUUGAAUUGCAGUACAAUGGAAGGAUUGCAAUUGUAUAUGUCAUGUAUAUUAAUAGGUGAAGUUUAGAUCACCUUGUGUUCUGAUGGUAUAGUAUAAAUAUUCAGAUACAGGAUCCUCCUCUACAAAAUCAUUUGUGGAUUGGAAGAAAAUUGGAGUUCCAUUUGGAUUGAUAGCUUCCCUAUGGGAAGGCAUUCACUCUCAAGAAGCAUUAUUUGUUUAUUUUUGUAUAUAUGCUCUGUACACUAGUUGCAUGAAUUACAUUUAAAUUGUAUAAAUGCCAUGUAUGGUAACCAGUCAUUAGUGUUAUCACAUUGGCUGUUCAGGAGGAGAAAAGUCUAAAGAUCUUGAACAUAUGUAUCCAUGGAAUAAACCAGUAGGUGCAAUACCCAGCGUUAUUCUGAUUGUGGCAUAUUCUGUAUAUUUAAGUCUCAAAUUUCAUAUUCAUGUGUCUGAAAGCAGAUAAUAAUGACAUUCGCUUUUACUAAUUCUUCAUAAUUUAUUACCUUUUAAUAUAUAUUUACACACAUAAAACAUACAUGUAAUUUUACAUUGUUUGUCUGAUCAUGUAUAUAUUCAAUAAAUGAAUCGAAUAAGUCA
Thamnophis sirtalis is the source of this 3909-nucleotide messenger RNA. The record is from RefSeq and is a predicted model, not a curated record. NCBI's taxonomy places the organism in Eukaryota, Metazoa, Chordata, Lepidosauria, Squamata, Natricidae.